UAAUCAUUACAGUCUGGUGUGCUAUAUAAGCUGCAGGACCUCAGCAGCUCAACACAAGCGCAUCCAAGUGGACUUGCAGAUACACUCGCAAACUCAGCCAUGAAGGUCCUCGCUGUGCUCGUCCUCGCCGUUUUCAGUGGCUGUCAAGCCAACCUUUUCCUUGCUGAUGCACCCAAGCCACAGCUGGAUGUGGUCACUGAUGCCUUCUGGGACUACGUUGCCAAGGCCACCCAGACAGCUGAUGACACCCUCCAGAUGAUCAGGAAGUCUCAGUUUGGACAGGAUGUCAGUACCCGUCUGACAGAGAGCGCCGAUGCGGCCAACACGUAUGCAGUCACCCUGCAGGAGCAGCUUCCCCCCGUAGCCCAGGACCUGAUCAUCAAAGUCACUUCAGAGGCCGACGUGCUGCGGGAGCGUAUGAUCCAGGAGCUGAGCACCGUCAGGGAAAAUAUGGAGCCCUACACCGAGGCCAUGAAGACCAAGAUCCAGCAGAGAGUGGAGCAGCUUAAACAGGAGCUGGCCCCCUACGCAGAAUCCAUGGACAUCGAGGGCCUGAGGACCACCCUGAUGCAGAAGAGCGAGGAGCUGAAGGCCAACUUGGAGCAGAGUGUGAAGGAUCUGCAGGUUCAGAUGGGGCCCUACACCGAUGACCUGAAGGUGAAGGUGGACCAGCACCUGCAGAACUUCAAGGAGAGCGUGGCGCCCGUGGCCGAGAAUGUCCAAGGCGAGCUGGCUCAGAGAGCCCAGCAGGUGAAAGAAUUGGCCGCCCCCUACGUUGAGGAGCUGAGGGAAAAUCUGGACCCCUACGCCCAGAACCUCCAGGCCCAGCUCACCUCUCUCUUCGAGUCUUUUGUCAAAGCCACCUCAAGUUAAACAGAAAGAAACUGCAUCUAAAGAAAUACAAUUCCUCAAUCCCAGCAACACAUCCACGUUUUAACAAUAUGAAAACACACAAGCUCACCAGUUCUGAAAGUUGAAGAUUUUAGACCUAUCUCUUCCUAUAUUAUAAAAAUAAAGAAAAAUGAAAACAUAAA
Messenger RNA from Sebastes umbrosus (honeycomb rockfish), 1034 nucleotides. RefSeq names its product apolipoprotein A-IV-like. The transcript is spliced from 4 exons. Gene Ontology annotation, molecular function: cholesterol binding; phosphatidylcholine-sterol O-acyltransferase activator activity; phospholipid binding. Gene Ontology annotation, cellular component: blood microparticle; high-density lipoprotein particle; chylomicron. Gene Ontology annotation, biological process: positive regulation of lipid biosynthetic process; reverse cholesterol transport; high-density lipoprotein particle assembly. The record is from RefSeq and is a predicted model, not a curated record. Lineage: Eukaryota; Metazoa; Chordata; Actinopteri; Perciformes; Sebastidae. Bases 100 to 873 code for a protein of 257 amino acids.